ACUGUAUCUUGGGUUCCAUUCCAUCAAUCGAAAUCACUCUACUAGGAUUUAAAAAUGGCCACACACAACACAUCAAGACAAGUGAAAGAAUAAACUGAUGGACCAGCAACUCAAAAUCUUUAAAGCCGACAUACUAGAGCAUGAUUUAUCUAUUCGCGAGGCAUCUAGUGGAUCAAAUUUUAGUAGUAAGUCAUCAUGUAACGAUCAAAAGAUUAAGAAGAGGGACAAUUCUCGUGAAGUGGAGUUGAAGAUUCGUGGAGAACUUGAAAAUGAAAUAGAGAGAAAUCUGGAGGAGGAAAUAAAGGAUGGAAUAUACAAUCUAGCUCUGAGAUUACAUCGCCUUUAUGUUCAUAAGAAAGAAAGGGAUGCGAGAGAAGCAUAUGGGUUAUAUGGUGAUAAAAAGAGGAAGAACAAAGUACUUUCGGAAGUAAACAUAAGCAUAAGAAUGGAGGGAGGGACCAAAAUAGAAAUAAAAGAGUGGAGGAAAGAAGAAGAUACUGAUAAGGGUGGUCGGCCAUGGACCCCUUCAACGUCAGAAAAUAUGCAAGCAAUGAUGCUUCAAAAAGUUUCUAAGCACAAGAAGUAUGAUUGGGCAAAUAGUUUGCGAUCAGGUACAGACCCUGGAGCUAUUAACAAGAAAAAUAAUAGAUUGCUUAAGACUGAAUUGGGAUGGAAAUGUUAAUACAUUUGAUUGACUUGGAUUUUUAACCUAGCUUUAUUUUUAUGAAUUUUAUAAUAAUAUAUAUAAAUUAAGAAUGAUAGGUAACAAAGUGUGAUUACUACAACCCAUUUAAAAGCUUAUAAAAGUUUGAUCAAUAAUGUGGGUUUUUGGGAUAUUGUAAAGUAAUUGAUAUUAAGAAGACAUGUCUUGAUUGUUUG
This is a messenger RNA of Mangifera indica (mango), 879 nucleotides long. RefSeq lists its product as uncharacterized. Lineage: Eukaryota; Viridiplantae; Streptophyta; Magnoliopsida; Sapindales; Anacardiaceae. The transcript is spliced from 3 exons. Bases 98 to 682 code for a protein of 194 amino acids. The record is from RefSeq and is a predicted model, not a curated record.